CUUCUCGCUUCAAUCUCUGUCGCCUGGGAAUUCUCUCGUUAACCAUUUUUUCCAACCUUGCGACAUCGUCGCGAUUCUAGACUUUAUGUGUUCUCGUUCCUACUCUCGUCACCAAUCUAUCUAUUCCGAAGCUUCUGAUCGCUGAAUUUCGCACCCCUACCCCUCCCUGUUGAUGCUGGUGGGGAACUUGUAGCGUCAAGGGUUGGAUUCGCUCCAUGUUGUAACGAAGUCCACGAAUUGAGACGAUUGAUGAUUACAACCCCCGCGAUCGGCUAGCGACGAUUCAACGAAAUGCCCUUCUCCUCAUCCUCCUCCACCCCCGAGGUGUCGACCACCCCGCUUGCAGACUACUUCUGGAUCGCUGGUGUAGAUGGCACGGAAAUACUAGAAACUUUCCAGAGACUGGGCGAUGAAUACAGAGCAAACAGUGCCACCUCCCCGGGCCCCGCUCUCGCGGACACCAUUGAGGAAGAUGCAGACGCGGAGGAAGCCCAUGACCCUCGUCUGGACGGACUCUCUCGACCUAAUUCGAUGGCAGGUGGCCGCAAUUCCUUCCAGCGGUUUUCAAUGCGAUCGGGAGACUCCAGUGAGUCUGGAAAUGGGACCAACAGCAACCGGAGCAGUCUGACCAUUAAGGGUAACCAAUCGCCCAGAGGCUCGUCAUUCCUAGAAGAUUUCGACUUCGAUCAAGCUUUGUUCAAGUUUGCGUCUGAGCGAGAGUCGUUUCUUUCGGAUUUGAGCCUGAGUGCCGGUGCGAUAACUCCCACAUCGCGCCCAAGAUCUAGGCUCCGUACACAAAAGAUCGUCUCCGAGGAGACCCCUUCCCAACCAUCCAGUUUGCUUCGAUCAGGCAUUGGUAGUGUACGGCGUCACAUGGCAUUCAGAGAUAUGAAUAGUAUGAAACGGCAGCCGUCAAUUGCUCGUCAAGCUUCCAUCCGGACCUCGCGGCGCCUUAGCAACUAUAAUUCAGUUAUUCCGGUACCACAACCUCUGGAGACCUCUCCUACCAUGCACCCGCUCAAGCGCCGUUUCGAGCCCGUCCUCCUUGACCGGUACCCAACCAAAGGGAUGUCCGACGAGCUCAAGCAGCGAGGCAAUUUUCCGGACUAUGUGCCCAUGUUUGCCUUUCCAAAUGAUAUCAAUAUUGUUUCUUCAGACCAGAGACCGCGCUCUACCUGGCACGGAUUUGUCAUGACAACUGACAAUGGUUCGCGACUACACGCCAUUUGUGUCAUCAUCUGGAUUCCACUAAACCCGCGAGCCGCAGAGGAGUUAGAGAAGCGCUGCGAGGAGUGGCGAAAAGACAACAUGACGGACGAAGAGCGAGAGCUAGCGGCGAGUCUCGGUGAAAGGCUAGCAAGUGAACGCGCCAAAUUGUCUAGACUUUUGGCUCAAUUGCCCACAGUGCCUUCCGGAUCUGAGCAGAGAGAGCAAUUGGAGGACGAAAUCAGUGCGGUUGAAGAAAAGAUUGGCCUAAUGACCGAUCUUUUACGUCCAGUCCGCCACGGCGCGGCCUCGAAAAUUGAAGGGUUGACUGACGGCGAUACGGGAUUCUGGAUCCCCCGCGCGUACGGUAUCCUUGGGCGGGAAGAGAGUAUGACCAGUUUUUGGAAAGAAUGGUUGAAAGCAGUAAUUGUCCCAAUGACCGAUGGGAGUAUUCAGCGGAUUCCCCCAAGCUCUCCACGGAUGGGCAUGUGGCAGCCCCUGGAACGAUACGUGAUGAACCUAUGCACCGAGGCAUUUAGCCCUAAUUCUUCAAAAACCCAAGUAGAGCUUUCGGUCCGGGAAUUGCGCCUAUUCGCGCGAAAAGAGGCUACCAACGAACUGCCGGGCUCCCGAAACACAGAUAUCUAUGCGUUGUUUCGAACUUUGUCAUUGCCGAAUAUUAUCAUACUUUUCGAAUAUGCACUGACUGAGUCGCGUAUAAUAUUCCUGUCGUCCCAUACUUCGAUGCUUUAUCUGGCUACUAGAGCCAUAGUGGAUCUAUUGUUCCCACUCACAUGGGCAGGGGUGCUUAUUCCUGUCUUGCCUGCACGUUUGAUCCAGGCUCUCGAAGCUCCUUGCCCUUAUAUUGUGGGCAUUGAGCGGAGAUAUGAGAAGGUUGAGUUGCCGUCCGAUGACUUUGUCUUGGUGGAUCUCGACUCAGACCUCAUCGAGAGCACAGUCCGGCCAACCCCUCUACCGCGCCACCAGCGGAGGAAGCUACAUUCGUUACUUCAACUAGCGGCACCCCAUCACAGUCGAUGCGGAGUUCCAACCGGUCCACCAGCAUAUGCAGUUGAGGCAUUCCCGUUCGAUGCAUUCAUGUCAGAGAAUUCCUCCAUUUUCCAUUCCAAAGCACAGUCGACCCAGUUAGCCAAAUAUGUCAGUCUUAAUUCGAGUGCAUUUGGUCAGGCCUCAAUGUCGGGAACGUAUCCACCUCUAGUAUUCAACGCUUAUUUGCAUGCUCGGUAUGAGCAGGUUCCUUCCAGGGGAUACUCGUCUAAGAGUUCUGACCGGCCGGGCACUGGAUCAUCCAAGACUGGAUCGCCUCCCUCACCUAGGGACACUUCACCCACUUCAGGUCAUUUCCCAGUUUCAUCGCGAACUGAUUCGGGUAUGGCUCUUCAGGCAUCUUUACGCGAGAAGCGCUCUGGUCAUUUCGACGCUGCGUCCCGAAGAAGUUCAUCGUUCGGUAUGGAGUUAAGAGGAGGCGUCCCGAGACGACCAAGUGCCCCUUUCUUGGGACAUACUUCGAAUUUAUCUGUGACGACCUUGAACACGGAUUAUAACUCUGGAUCGACUUAUGCACCCUCUGUCUAUGCCCAGUCGACGGUUGCUGCGUCCACAAUUGUCCCUCAGCCUUCGUCGCAACCAAUUCACAACUCUGAGGGAACCUGCUGGGUGGAGGGGCAUUGCUUGCAGGUGUUGCCAUGUGACGACAAAUCCGUCUGUGCAAUUUGUGACGAAAGGGCGGAUGAGGCCAUGUACAAGUGCAAUGCUUGCAAGACCCUUGUACACAAUCGCUGCGCCCUACAGAUCUGUCUAGUGUGCCCUGCUGCGUUCCAUCCAGAACAGAUUCGUGCCGCAUUUGUUAGAUGUUUUGCCAGCUUGCUCUAUACCUACAAGAAGUUCCUACAGCCUGCUUCCGGUGAUAAGAAGAAAGCGGGGCUAACCUAUAGUUUCAACAUGGAGGCGUUCCUCAAGAGCUUGCCGGGCGAGCAUGCUGAAUAUGUCGCUGUCUUGCAGCAAACACAGGGCUUUAAUGAAUUUAUCAGUGAAAGAGAGAGAAUUAAUCCGAAGUCCAAGGACCCAAGAAUGGCACUUUUUGAUGAGAUUGUUUUAUCUAAGCGCAAUCGUGGACGAACAUCUUUCUUCUCCAGCCGCAUGCAGACGGAUUUCCUUUCAGAUACAUCAAAUCACCUCUGGGUAACUGCCAGCGCUAGUUCAUUCAGUCCAGGCAGCAGGGGCCAACCAGGUCUAUCUGGGGAUUAUACCCGUGUGGUCACCAGAGCACCGGCAAAGCUUGAUAACAGUCUGAUGAAAGAGCCUCGCAUGAUCCACGGAGCUCCUCGGGUAUCAAAGACGGCAAACAACGCUCGUAGAAAGCCGUUGCCCAAGCUCAUGAACGGGCUGGCCAUUUCACCCCCAUAAAGAUGAAACAUGACCUGGUGGAGUGCAUAUCUCUCAUUGCUAUUGGAUAGGGCGCAUCCCGUGUUGCACGCAUGCCACGUACCCGCGGGUCGCGUUUCUAGCGCAUUGCAGAUACGGGCGUCAUGCGGAUAUGUGCU
This is a messenger RNA of Aspergillus alliaceus, 3770 nucleotides long. RefSeq names its product dDENN domain protein. The record is from RefSeq and is a predicted model, not a curated record. NCBI's taxonomy places the organism in Eukaryota, Fungi, Ascomycota, Eurotiomycetes, Eurotiales, Aspergillaceae. The transcript is spliced from 4 exons. Bases 292 to 3633 code for a protein of 1113 amino acids. Gene Ontology annotation, biological process: regulation of Rab protein signal transduction. Gene Ontology annotation, cellular component: cytoplasmic vesicle.